This is a messenger RNA of Fonsecaea multimorphosa CBS 102226, 738 nucleotides long. RefSeq lists its product as uncharacterized. The transcript has 2 exons. Gene Ontology annotation, cellular component: endoplasmic reticulum. NCBI's taxonomy places the organism in Eukaryota, Fungi, Ascomycota, Eurotiomycetes, Chaetothyriales, Herpotrichiellaceae. Gene Ontology annotation, biological process: ergosterol biosynthetic process. The record is from RefSeq and is a predicted model, not a curated record. The coding region runs from base 1 to 738 and encodes 245 amino acids.
AUGGAUCCUGCGCGGAAAGAAAAGUCAACCUUCCCUUGGAAAUUGUCGAUUGGGCUGCUUAUUGUCGGCCUUUUGACAAGCGUGUACACUUGGGCAGAUUCGGUCAAAUCCAAAUGGUACAUUUUUGAUCCCGUGGCACUGCAGAAGCUGGUCGACGAAAGCAUCGAACGCUACCCGGAAUCGACUGCGGGGGUGGUGCACAACAUUGUUACAACCCUCCGAGAACAAUAUGGAUCUACUCUCAUCAGCGAAGAUCCGUUCCCUCAUGCUAGCGAGAAUACCACGGACAUUUCACCCAUCUCCCCCUAUGCCUCGCAAUGGCUAUGGAGCAAUGCUGGCGGUGCCAUGGGAAGCAUGUACAUUAUCCACGCAAGCAUCACCGAGUAUCUGAUCGUCUUCGGCACAGCUCUUGGGACCGAAGGGCACACCGGCCGCCAUACCGCAGACGACUACUUUUUCAUCCUUGAGGGCGAGCAAUGGGCGUACCCAGCACAUUCCUUGGCUCUUGAACGCUAUCCGAAAGGGACUAUGCACCAUCUCCGUAGGGGCAAUGUCAAGCAAUACAAAAUGCACCGCGGCUGUUUUGCCCUUGAACUCGCCCAAGGUUGGAUUCCACCUAUGCUUCCGUUCGGGCUGGCCGAUACGAUGUUUUCUACCUUGGAUUUUCAGGAAUUUGCCCGUACGGUGUGGUUGACAGGGCAAAAGAUGGUUGGUAGUCUGCUGGCGGGGAAGAUCUAG